ACUCAGUCACACCGUCAGUCGGGUCAGGAUUCAGCCCCCUCUGCCAACCCUCCCAAUGACGAAGUCCAGUAUCAGGGAUCGAAAGCACCCGCACUGAUCUACUUCGGGGUAGCCUCUCAUCUUUCUGACUUCCCACCCUGAGAAGACAGGCACAACUUCAGGCGACCCCCCGAGGGGCCUUCAGGACAGUUUGUACUGACGCCCGGUGUCUCCUGUGACUUCUCUUCGCCUCACAGCAACAGAUUCCCAGGGGCAGCCAUCAUGUCGCAGUUUUCCACCAUGACAACCAGCGAAAGGAAAAUGCAGGCAGCAGCGAUCUGCAGGGAGUUUCAAGGCCAGGAAGAUGCACACAUGGACCUCGGGAAGAAAGUGAGUGUGCCUAAAGACAUCAUGCUGGAGGAGCUGUCUCUCACUUCCAACCGCGGCUCCCGACUCUUCAAAAUGCGCCAGAGACGCUCCGAAAAAUACACGUUUGAGAGCAUCCAGAAUGAAACUAACAGCCAGCUGAAUAGCCAAACUGUUUGCCAGGCCGUGAAUGAGCCCGUCGCCGGCGGUGGGAGCGGCUCGGGUGUCGAGCAGCCGUGCAACGUAUCAUCCAACCCACAAGACGCCACGACGCUGCCAAAUCCGGACAGCAUCGCCCCGGGAUACGGAGGUCCGUUGAAAGACGUCCCUCCGGAGAAGUUCAACUGCACAGCUGUGCCGAAGUCCUACCACUCACCAUGGGAGCAGGCCAUCAUCAGUGACCCUGCUCUGGCUGACACACUCGUCAUCCGCAUGCCUGAACUCGAGCCCCGGACAAACAUACCAGGAUACAAAAGCUUCAACAGGGUGGCAACCCCUUUCGGGGGCUUCAGCAAGGCGCCGAGACCCGAGACCGUCGCAGCCCCGCAGGUGGAAGCGCUCCCGGAGAUCCCCGGUCUCCAGGGAGACGGUGCUCCGAACCGGCCAUCCUUCAACAGAGCGGCUCUGGGGUGGGUCUCGGCCGGCGGCGCAGUCCCACUCCCCAACGUUUCCCUCGAGCCCGCGUUCAUCCCUGAGUCAGAAGACCUUUGAACCCACGGAGAAGCAUCACAGGGGGGGGGGACAGGCUGUGGAAGUCGCAGCUUCACCCAAGGUUGUUGUGGUGCUUGGUGACAUUUGUUUCAGAGCAGGAGCUUGAGGGGAAAGCAUCCUGUUGGUAACCAUCACACUGCAGGGAGGAAACUGAAUAUAUAACGUUGUAAAUUAAGAAGAAGCAGUAUUGGGAAAAUAAAAAAAAGAAGUAAGAUUGUAUAUUAAUGUGCACAGGAAUGUUUUUUCUCAAAAUAAAUUUGAAUAGAAGCGA
Molecule: messenger RNA, 1327 nt
Organism: Fundulus heteroclitus (mummichog)
Lineage: Eukaryota; Metazoa; Chordata; Actinopteri; Cyprinodontiformes; Fundulidae
Product: myozenin-2
Exons: 6
Coding region: 262-1056 (264 amino acids)
Cellular component (GO): Z disc; actin cytoskeleton
Molecular function (GO): FATZ binding; actin binding; telethonin binding
Source: RefSeq, a predicted model, not a curated record